AUGGAGUACGGGUAUCUGAGCGGUGCCGGUGGUGGGUUCGACAGCGGUUGCCUGGGCUCCGGUGGUGGAGAGCUGUCAUGGGGAGAAUUGGCAUCAUGUGGACAGAUGUCACAAGCUGCCUACCGUUACCAAGGCAUGCGUUACCAACCGCCACCGCCACAGUGUGCUCGCCCUCAGGAUGCUGCUAUGAGAAAUCACCACAUAUUUCCGCCGGCCAUGAAUUUACAACCUGGUCUCCCUUACAAAGUAUACGGGGGACAUGAAGGUUCCUUGACAGAGAAACGGAAGCAGCGAAGAAUCCGGACUACAUUUACGUCAGCACAGCUUAAGGAAUUAGAAAGAGCCUUCCAAGAGACACACUACCCCGACAUUUACACCCGAGAGGAAAUAGCAAUGAAAAUAGACUUAACGGAAGCUAGAGUACAGGUAUGGUUUCAAAAUAGGCGUGCCAAGUUCCGAAAACAAGAACGGUUAGCACAGCAGAAAGCGGGCGAAGCGCCUGUAAAGGCAGAAGGUAAACGUGACAAGCCAGGCUCUCCUGCUACCUCGCCGCAUCCUCCACCUCCAACGCAGCCUUCGCACCACACCCUGCCACAUCUAUCACCACCGGAUUUAAAACCAAUCACUUCAGCAGCUAACAAAUUAUGUGAGGAGUUAAACGGUGUUGGUGGUUCUGAACCCCCAGCUAGCGGAGUGGGGAGUGGCAAGUGGGCCGGCGGAUGCGGACUCCUGCGCCAGCCUUCGGGUUUUCCAUUGCUCGGGGUCGCGCCACCCAACUACUUACUCUCUGACCACCUCGGCACACUGGCCAAAACAAACAACCAUCUUUUCUAAUGGUCACAACUUUUUAACAACCUUCCUGCCCAAACAUACAGUGUGCAGCAGUUCGAAUGAGGCAGACAUCAAUAUAAUGGAGGCUGUUGUGUGGAUUUGUAUAAAGCAGUGUAGCGAAAAUUUUCACUUAGAACUACAAAUGUGUGACAUUUUGGGUGGACUUUAUUGUGUAGUGUUUAAUGACUUCCUAAAAGUGAAAUAAUAUUCCAAGUGCCAAACAGUCGUGUCCAUUAAAUGUAGGUGAAACGCAAUAUUAAACUCUAUGAAGGAUUAGAUGAUUUAUAAAUAUUGAACGUAAGGGAAGUGUUCUUAUAUGCAUGUAUUUAAAAGUAUUUAAAACCACUGGAUUAAACUUCUCUAUAAAGUUUUUGUUCGUGAUAUCUCAUUUGCGAUUUUUCGAUUGAAUCAAAUGUAACAUUUUGUGUCUAGUAAAUAUUAUUUAUGUAAAUACGAAUGAAGAAUUGUAUACGCUAACUUAUUACUCCUUAAUAAGUAAGAACAAACUGUAACUUUGAAUUCUUUAUUGUAUAAGUAAAUCAUUAAGACAUUCCUGAUAAUAGCAGACGACUGCGUUGUGAUAAGAAUUAGAAUAGGUUUAACAAUAAUCUAGUCGAAUUAAAGUCAUAGCCAAUUUGAUUUAAUUGAGAUUAUGUUACUAUAAAUGAUUUAAUUUAUCAGAGAUUUAUUUAUAGUAUAUAAGAGUACUUUAUAAUAUUGUUUGAAUCGAGGUAUAAACUGGACGUGAACAAUGUUGUAAAUAUGUAUGUAAAAUUGUUGUACAUAUGUAUUAUGCAUUGUAGUGUUGUACCCUGAGUGUAUGUAACAGUACUGAUGACUAAGUGG
This is a messenger RNA of Nymphalis io (European peacock), 1677 nucleotides long. RefSeq names its product paired mesoderm homeobox protein 2B-like. Bases 1 to 834 code for a protein of 277 amino acids. The transcript is spliced from 4 exons. Gene Ontology annotation, molecular function: RNA polymerase II transcription regulatory region sequence-specific DNA binding; DNA-binding transcription factor activity, RNA polymerase II-specific. NCBI's taxonomy places the organism in Eukaryota, Metazoa, Arthropoda, Insecta, Lepidoptera, Nymphalidae. The record is from RefSeq and is a predicted model, not a curated record. Gene Ontology annotation, biological process: regulation of transcription by RNA polymerase II.